UUCUCUUGAAGGGCUGGAAGUUGUGCCAGUUAUAGUCUGGGUUCUAAAUGUAAGGUCUCAUUUUGACAGGACGGCUUCUGGUCACCACUUGACUGGGUGAGAUUCGGAUAAUUUAACUCUCAAGUGAUCAUUUGUAAUUUCCUGACAAACGUCAGAAAGGACACCUUGGUCAUGGCGCUGUUUGCAGCCACACUUGGUGUGAUGAUGCUGUCGGGAUCCAUCAACCUCUCAGCAGGAAACAAGGACGCCUGUGACCUCUACGCUGGGGUUGGACAGAAUCUACCUCUGUCUUUUGUCUAUGAGGGACUGGCAAACACACAUGUGCUGAGAUGGACUCACAAUAACACAAUCAUUUUUUUCAGAAAGCAAGGCAAAGUAUUAGUUGGAAAGACAGAGGACAUUUCUGCAACUGGAUCUCUUCUGUUGAGGAGCCUACAGUUCUCGAGUGCAGGGGCUUACCAAGCACAUGUGCUGCAUCCAAAUGGGACUGUGGCUAAAACAUGGAGCCGUCGUCUCUGUGUGAUGGACAAGGUACCAAAACCUCAACUCUCUUACGUCUGUGACUUCAAGUCUAGUGCUGUUAAAUUAAAUUGCAAAGUAGCCGAACCUCAGGGUUUGGUGUUCUCAUGGACGCUCGAUGAAAGGACAUUGACAAGCGAAACCAAACAAACAUUGAGCAUUUCCUUGGCACAGUUGAAGGGGGAGCGGAGCUUCACAUGCAGCGUGGCAGACAGAGUCAGCAAGGAGAAGAGCGACACUCUCCGUCCGACCUGUAAACGUCCGUCACCAUCACCACCGCCUUUGCUUUGUUUUCCGUCCAAAACUGUUGUGGCCGCGGCAGCAGGCGGAGUAAGUCUGAUUCUGCUUUUGCUCGUCAUUACCGUCACAUUAUGUUGCUGCCACAGACGCAACAAAACCCGAAUGAGACUCGGGGAAAAGGGGGAUGUGAGAAUGCUUUCUCUGAGCAAGCGAGAGCCGGACCCCAUCAGCCCAGAUUACGAGACCAUGCACCCGGCUGAGGACUCUCCUCCCCCGAGCCCCAAGCCUUCACCAAGGGCCUGUUACCAGAACCUUUCUAGGCCUGGAGCUCAGAUGGGAAACAUCACUCUGCAGCCAUCCACAGCUGCUGAGGGACAACAACCUUCACCUGUGCCAAAGCCAAGGACCAAGAGUCCUCAGACAUCAAAUAUCUGAAUGUGCCUCCAUCCUCUUCUGCCAUCCUUCCAGGGACAAAGAAAAAAAGAAAAGACUUUUGUGGCUUGAUAACAUAAUAACUGAUCCAAAAUUAAGAAGUCUAAUAUUCUAACUUACAGCUUGGUGUAUGCAGUAUAUUGACAAUGGAACUAUCUUUGUAGGAUCAAUGGGCUAAAUCGUCUUGUGUUAAAUAAGCUUUAAAUGUAAUGUAAUGGCUCAUAUAGUUUGAUGAGUGGUUGGAGGCUAUGGGUUGGUGAGGUGUUGUGUGAUCCCAGCUACAUCUUAUUUUACAAUAAACGCUGCUUGAGGAAUUUCAUAACUGAUUUGAUGUUCUAAUGUGUUAAUGCUAGUGUUGGUCUUAUCGGAUUUAUUCUAUGACUGACACAAAUUGAAUUUCAGACCAAAGAAAAGAGAUUUGGUUGUUUGAUGCUGAUAUUCUGUUAUUUUUCUUAAAGUCAACAAAUUCAAAUGUUUCCAACUUCCUUACCCUGUCUGUGGCACUGACAUACAAUUUAAUUUGUUUUAAAAAAAGGCGACAGAAGUUACUAAAACAGCAGGGCACUGUAGUUUUGACCAAACGUGCCUAUAACAAGA
Molecule: messenger RNA, 1788 nt
Organism: Scophthalmus maximus (turbot)
Lineage: Eukaryota; Metazoa; Chordata; Actinopteri; Pleuronectiformes; Scophthalmidae
Exons: 1
Coding region: 172-1194 (340 amino acids)
Source: RefSeq, a predicted model, not a curated record